Candida tropicalis MYA-3404 is the source of this 1311-nucleotide messenger RNA. RefSeq lists its product as uncharacterized. The record is from RefSeq and is a predicted model, not a curated record. The transcript has a single exon. NCBI's taxonomy places the organism in Eukaryota, Fungi, Ascomycota, Pichiomycetes, Serinales, Debaryomycetaceae. Bases 1 to 1311 code for a protein of 436 amino acids.
AUGAGUUCAAAACUGGGAAACACUAAAGAUGAUGAUGUUUUAGAUUUCAUCAAUUCAUUACCUGAUUCAAAACCAUCCACACCAAAACCAACCAAUAAUCAAAAAGCUACUAAUUCAAGUGGUGAUAAUAAAGAAGAUUUAUUUGAAUUUUUGGAUGAAUUGGAAGAACAUGAAAAGAAAAAGAAGCAAAAUAAAGUAUUGGCACCUAAAGUUACUACUAAUCAACAACAACAACCUAAGAAAAAUGAUAGUUCAAAUGAAGAAGAACCUACUACUGGUACAACUACUGAUAAAUCAGAUACUACCAAUGAAGAUAUAAUUGAUCAACAAAAAGAAGCAGAACAGGAACAAGAGGAAGAAGAAUUGCCAAAUCCAAUUAGUUCAAUUACAUCAUGGUGGAAUCUGGAAGGAUCUACUAAAGUUAACUCUUUAUGGAAAAAUAUUACCACCAAUGCAGAAAAGAUUUCAGAACAAACAUAUAAAUUAGCUAAUGAAACAACCAAUCAAUUGAAUACUAAAAGUAAGAAUAUUAAUUCAGAAGAAAUCACCAAUACAUUAAAUAAUUUAUUUUUAAAUAUUUCUAAUCAAAUUAAACAAGGAUUAAUUGAAGAAAAUGAUGAAGUUUUAAAUAUUUUAAUUGUUUGUGAUUUAUUUAAUUUGAAAUAUUUGAAAUUUUUAGUUUAUAAUAAUUUCUCAUUAGUUAUGAGACAAGUUGAAGGUAGUAUUAGAACAAGUGUUAAUGAAUUAUCAAACCAUCACGAUGAUGAAAAGAAAGGUGAAGAAGAUAAAGUUCAAUUGAAUAUGUUUUAUGGAAAAUUAAUUGAUGGUGAAAAAUUAUGUUUAGCUAAUUUAGAGAAUGGAAUUAAAGAUUAUAAAAAAUUAGAAACCAAACAUGAAGAAGAACAACCUAAGGAAGAUAAGGAACAACAAGAAGAAGACAAAGAAGAAGAAAUUACUCAAUCAAAUAUAUUUAUUUCAAUUCAACCAGUUAGUACUAAAAUUGAUCAGGGUAAAGAACAAGAUAAGGAAGAUAAUAGAAUUGUCAUUGAAAGUAAUAAUGAAGAAUCAUUUUCGUUUAUUAUUAUAUUGAAAGACAUUAGUAAUGAUAUUACAAUAAUUACCAAGAGUCAACCAAUGCCAUUGAGAUGGGCUCAAUGGUUAGAUGGUGAAAAAUUGAAAUCAUUAGAAGCUUCUGACGAAGAAGAAUCGGUUGAUCCUAAAGAAUGGGUCAAGGAUUGGAUUAAACAAAGUUUGAAUUUAAGUAUUGGUGUAUUAGCACAAGAAUAUGUAAUUAAAAGAAUGGGAGUUUAA